AUGCCGCUCAUCCUUGACUCGCCGCCGCCCUCGCCUACCGUAUCCGACGCCUUGGAGUCGCGCCGCCGAGUUCACCACGAAGCGGACGUGGUCAUCAUUGGUGCUGGCAUUCUAGGAUGCGCUCUCGCCGUCGCCUUUUCCGACCAGGGCCGGAGCGUCAUUCUUCUCGAAAAAUCUCUCAAACAACCCGAUCGCAUUGUCGGAGAAUUGCUGCAGCCUGGCGGAGUUGCUGCUCUGGAAGAGCUAGGACUAGCCGAUUGUCUGGAGGACAUUGAUGCUAUCAAGGUCUUCGGAUACGAUGUUAUAUACCACGGCGACGAAGUGACCAUCGCAUACCCCGAAAAUGCUGCCUCCACCGCCACUGAUCCGAAAGAGGAAGAGAAGAAGAAGUCAAGACCCGAAGGUCGGUCAUUCCAUCAUGGCCGAUUCAUUCAAAAACUCCGAGAGCGCGCGCUAAAAUGCGCCAAUGUGACCGUCGUCGAGACUACGGCCAGCGACUUGGUGCGUAGUGGAUACACCGGACAGGUCUUGGGAGUCGAGUGCACCACCAGGGACCGCAAGGAUUACUACUUUGGUCAGCUCACUGUUGUCGCGGAUGGUUAUGCUAGCAAGUUUCGCAAGGAGGUCAAUACUCGGGCUCCCGUCGUCAAAUCCAGGUUCUGGGGACUCGAGUUGAUUGACGCCGACCUUCCAAUGCCCAAUCAUGGUCACGUCCUGAUCAGUGACAGCCCUCCGGUUCUGCUCUACCAGAUCGGCACACACGAGACUCGGGCUCUUGUAGACAUACCCGAAGGUCUUGACUCUGCAUCGGUCAGGAACGGUGGCGUCAAGAACCAUUUGCGCAAUGUUGUGUUGCCCUCAUUGCCUGCAAAGGUGCGGCCGUCGUUCGAAGCCGCCCUCGACCGUGGUUCUUUGCGAUCCAUGCCCAACUCAUUCCUGCCUGCAUCCAAAAACAAGCAUGCGGGUGUGAUCUUGCUUGGAGAUGCGAUGAACAUGCGUCACCCUCUGACAGGAGGUGGUAUGACUGUGGCUUUCAACGAUGCUCUCCUAUUAUCGAAACUCCUGUCGCCCGAGCAAGUGCCACGCCUCGAGGACACCAAGGCUGUGUUGGCUCAGUUGGAUGUGUUCCACUGGAGGAGAAAGAACUUGACCAGCGUUAUCAACAUUCUUGCACAAGCGCUGUACUCUCUCUUCGCAGCAAACGAUCCUCAACUCCGAGCUCUCCAGCAAGGAUGCUUCCGCUACUUCCAGAGAGGUGGACAAUGCAUAGAUGGACCUGUAGGACUCUUGGCAGGCAUUAUCCGACAACCGAUGGUACUCUUUUACCACUUCUUCGCUGUUGCUUUCCUCUCAAUCUGGUUGUACAUUACAACAGGUAAUGCUUUGUUCAUUCCGUUCCGAGCAGUGGCAAGUAUCGGUGUGCUGUACAAGGCCUGCGUUGUGCUGUUCCCGUACAUUUUCAGCGAACUUAGGAGUUGA
Aureobasidium namibiae CBS 147.97 is the source of this 1479-nucleotide messenger RNA. Its product is annotated as ERG1 squalene epoxidase. Gene Ontology annotation, cellular component: membrane; endoplasmic reticulum. Gene Ontology annotation, molecular function: flavin adenine dinucleotide binding; squalene monooxygenase activity. The transcript has 2 exons. Bases 1 to 1479 code for a protein of 492 amino acids. Gene Ontology annotation, biological process: ergosterol biosynthetic process. Lineage: Eukaryota; Fungi; Ascomycota; Dothideomycetes; Dothideales; Saccotheciaceae. The record is from RefSeq and is a predicted model, not a curated record.